UUAAACUGGCUGAACUUAAGACUCAACACUUCCCCAAUGCUAACAACAUUAGCUAACUCGUUAAUUCCACGGUAAUGACGGAACUUUCUUUUGAGCAAAGUUUCUUUUGAGAAACGCACUCCGGAUCAACUCCUUUACACGUGUGUGUUUAAUGCGCUGUUGCCGUGGUGAAGUCCAAACGCUUUUCGAAUCGGUUCGCGUGAAUCCUCGAAAAGAACCGGUUCGAAUGAACGACUCGUUCGCGAAUCGGACAUGACUGCUCGUGAGAUCCAUGGCGCACAAUGUCUGUCUGAGAAAUAACAGACCGAGUCCGUCGGCCCAGUUCUUGCUGUAAAGACUUCACAGAGCUCUUCUUCCUCGGUGAAGCCAAACCCGUUCACCGGCUCUCUAACACAACCCAAUGCGAACGAUGUCUGUCUCGCAGACCCAAUGAAAUGAAGAAGACACGGGCUUUACACGCGACAGAAGAGUGUGCUGUCUACAAGACUGAACCCUGUCCACACGUAAGACAUUCUCCAAGACAUCUUGAGGCUGGGUUGUUUUAUCGACGUUCAUAAGGAGACAUGAGGAAGUGCAGUCCAUGGAUGUUUCUGCCUGUAAUGUUUUCUUUCUUCACAGCUGCUGGUCUCUGGGUUGUGUAUUUCAUUGCUGUGGAGGAUGAGAAAAUCACUCCGCUCAGUUCAGAGUACAAGAGGUCAGAAUCAAAAUCUCCCCCAUAUAUCAGCAUUGCAGGCAAUGCCCCACCUGCCAGCUGUGUGUUCAGUCAAGUCAUGAACAUGGCAGCCUUUGUAGGCUUCAUUCUGGGAGUGCUGCGAUAUCUGCAGCUGAAGCCCAGAGUACAUAAACCCUGGCUCAACAUCGGCAGUCUGGUGGCUUUGUCUCUUGCCUGCUUUGGUAUGACUUUAGUAGGGAAUUUCCAGCUGUCCAACGAUGAAGAGCUGCAUAAUAUUGGCACGUCCAUGACCUUUGGUCUAGGAACUCUGUUCUGUUGGGUCCAGUCUUUCAUGACCCUAAAGGUCAACCUGAGGAAUGAAGGCAGGCGAGCAGGAAUCCCUCGCUUUCUGUUGUCCGGAGCUGUAACUUCCUGCAUGUUGCUUUACUUCGCUCUGAUGGCUCAGCGGCUGCACAUGCACGCGGCACGAGCUCAGUGGGCACUGGUCAUGUUCUUCCUAACGUACCUGGGCACGUUCGCCAUCGAGUUUCGGCACUACCACUUCGAGAUCGUCUGCAGCGACGACCAGGACCCUCCACUCAGCCUCUCCGAGAGCUUCUCUGAGGUCUCCGAGUACCAGUCUGACCAGCUCUAGUCUCACUCUUCAGUACACGUGGACCCUCGUACUUCAGUGUUCGCCAGUGAUCAGUCCUGCAUGUAAACUGAAUGUAAUCUCUCUAGAACGACCUUCGGACGAGUACGUCUUCUGAAUGUGUAGAUAGGCUUUUUCGCAAAAGCGUCAGAUUCGCAAAAUGCACAACAAUUUACUGUGUGACGUGUUCCAUGUUCGUGUGUCAGAUGAGCGAAGCAACGAGGACACUUCCGAGAAGAAAAUCUAAAUACGGGAAGUAUUUUGGCAAGAUAAUCCUUUGGAAACGUUCUGUUGUUAUUUACUAAUCCUUUUGGUCAGUUUAAAUCUGUAUGCUGUUCAUUUUUGUGGAAGAUGUAUGAGCUUCUGAAAAAUCUUUACAUGGGAUAAGGGUUUAGAAACUUAAUUUAAAGGGGCAGUUCACCCAAAAAUAAACAUUUUGUCAUUUACUCAACCUCAAGUGUUCCGAACCUAUAGUUUCUAUCUUUCCUUGAACAUAAAUAAAGCUAUUUUGAUUAAACUAUUCUGUAAGGAAACAGUUGCUGGUAGCCAUUGACUACCAUAGUAUGAAAAAACAAAAAUAGAAUGGCUAUCCUCAACAUUCUUUAAACUAUCCUCCUUUGUGUUCAACGGAUCAUACAGGUUUUUUAACAACUUGAGACCGAGUAAAUGUUAUUUGAACUAUAUUUUUGUUCUCAUUGAAUUAUACAUGUUUUGUAUUCAUGUAACCGCAUUACAUUUUGAGCCUGUUCUGCAUAAUCUUACAAGAAGCUUAUGCAGCUUUUUAUACUCGAUGUUGAAUAUCGUAAACCAUCUCUGACAUUGAUAAUCCCAUAUUUUGUUACUAAAACAGACAUCUGUUAUUGGAUGCCGGUCUAAAUGUUGCAAGUGUGAUUUGUUCGAUGUAUCCGUUUGGAAUAAAAUUUUACAACAACGUU
Puntigrus tetrazona (Sumatra barb) is the source of this 2239-nucleotide messenger RNA. RefSeq names its product transmembrane protein 150C (gene tmem150c). NCBI's taxonomy places the organism in Eukaryota, Metazoa, Chordata, Actinopteri, Cypriniformes, Cyprinidae. The transcript has 10 exons. The coding region runs from base 564 to 1307 and encodes 247 amino acids. The record is from RefSeq and is a predicted model, not a curated record.